Tarenaya hassleriana is the source of this 1485-nucleotide messenger RNA. Its product is annotated as 1-aminocyclopropane-1-carboxylate oxidase homolog 1-like. The coding region runs from base 78 to 1223 and encodes 381 amino acids. The transcript has 3 exons. Lineage: Eukaryota; Viridiplantae; Streptophyta; Magnoliopsida; Brassicales; Cleomaceae. The record is from RefSeq and is a predicted model, not a curated record.
CCAAACCCUAAAACACUCCCACUUCGCCACUUAAACUCUCUCUCUCUAACAAUCUAAAGCCGAUAUCCACUAAAAAAAUGAUUGCAACAAAGAACGUGACCGUACUCGAAUCCAUCGGUCACAGUGACUUCAAGAAAACCGACCGUCAAAUGGUCGUGGACAGCUCCAAAACCGGCGUGAAGGGUCUAAUAGACGCCGGUUUAACCAAACUUCCCGGAAUAUUCGUCCACGAGGAUUCAGAAUCCGAACAAUUACGCAAACCCUCGAACCCUAAUAUCGCUGUGAACAUUCCGGUGAUCGAUCUAGAGGGAAUUUCGAGUUCGAAAUCCAACUUUAGAAGCGAUCAGACGAAAAGCAAAGUGGUUGAUGAGAUGAGGAAGGCUUGCGAGAAGUGGGGGUUCUUCCAAGUCAUCAACCACGGGAUCCCUAAGAACGUUCUCGACGGGAUGAUCCGAGGGAUUCGUAGGUUCAACGAGGAGGCAGAGUCCGAGAAAGAGGCGUUUUUCUCGCGAGACCCGUCGAGAAAAGUUGCCUUUCACAACAAGGUUGACUUUCGCGAAGGCAGGGCUUAUUGGAGAGACACUUUGAGAUGUGUCAUGGCUCCAAACCCUCCUUCCCCCGAAGAGUUGCCUUUGGCUUGCAGGGAAAUAAUCAUGGAAUACACGAAAAAUGUGAGGAACCUUGGGACCAUUCUCUUCGAACUGAUGUCGGAAGCGUUAGGGCUGGAACCGAACCAUCUGAAGGACAUAGGAUGUCUCGAGGACUUUUACAUGAUGGGACACUACUACCCUCCUUGCCCUGAACCCGAACGUGCGAUGGGAACCGGAACUCACACGGACAGUGGCUUCCUCACUGUUCUCCUCCAAGACCAGAUCGGCGGCCUCCAAGUCCUCCAUGACGACUAUUGGAUCGACGUUAAACCCAUCCCUGAUGCUCUUAUUAUCAAUCUCGGAGAUUUUCUGCAGCUGAUCUCGAACGACAAGUUCAUAAGCGUGUACCAUCGGGUUCUGACAAAGAAAGCUGGUCCGAGGAUAUCGGUUGCGAGCUUUUUCGGGUCAUUCGUGAAGAACGAAACUCGCCCUCGGGUUUAUGGACCGAUCAAGGAGCUUCUGUCCGAAGAAAACCCUCCAAAGUAUCGGGAAACAAACGUGGCUGAUUACUUCAAUUUCAAGCAUGCCAAAGGAGUUGAAGGGACCAGUGCCCUUGCCCAUUUUGCACUCUGAGUUCCUAGGAACGGCCCUUCUCCAGUAGCUGCAGCAGUAACGGGAGGCCUUUUUCUGCAGUAUAUGUCUGUAUGGUUGAUUAUUCUACGAGCUAGAAGAUACUGUUCUUUAAUUCAAAUUUGUGAGUUGUUGUUAUGAGUCUCUUUAUAUAUAUAUAUAUGUUAGUCUUGGGGUUUGAUCGUGGAAGAGAAAUAAGUGAGCUUUUGUAUGGAGUGCGUGUAACAUAAGUGAAAUAAUUGAAUGUCCGAUGUCCCUUUAUCCA